AUGGCGGGCUCUCGGCCCUUCCGCUUUAUGGCUCUCGACCCGCGAUUACUUGACCUCACUCCUCCCCCUAUUGCUCCUCCCCCUACACUCCGCUCCCCACAGGCCAACCUUCCUAACCUGCGCCGUCUCUUCGUCGAGGCCCGGACGGAGGUCGAAGAGAACGAAUACUCCCGAACAGCGUUUUAUAACCUCGUUCUUUUCAUCUCAUCCGUGGCGGUCUUCAGUCUAGCUGCACAACGCAUGAGCGGACAGAAAACCGCCCGUUAA
Molecule: messenger RNA, 267 nt
Organism: Penicillium macrosclerotiorum
Lineage: Eukaryota; Fungi; Ascomycota; Eurotiomycetes; Eurotiales; Aspergillaceae
Product: DUF5310 domain-containing protein
Exons: 3
Coding region: 1-267 (88 amino acids)
Biological process (GO): outer mitochondrial membrane organization
Source: RefSeq, a predicted model, not a curated record